Molecule: messenger RNA, 1570 nt
Organism: Priapulus caudatus
Lineage: Eukaryota; Metazoa; Priapulida; Priapulimorpha; Priapulimorphida; Priapulidae
Exons: 6
Coding region: 140-1570 (476 amino acids)
Source: RefSeq, a predicted model, not a curated record
AUUUGGAAAGCAACAGGUUGUUGUAACUUGUAGUUGUAGUUGUUAUUAAUGUUUCAUUCGCAUACACUGACGCGUAUUUUAAUACCGAAAUUAUGAGACGUUGCUGGCAGACGACUCGGCGCUGUCUCGUGGCCAGGAGAUGAACCGGACCUCGGCGUGGCACGGCCGAGAGGAUACGUGUGGCACGAGGCCAGUCUUCAAGUCGCUGUCCAGCCACGCGAUGAACGAGCCUAGCGGCAACGAGAGGCUGGCCGGACGCAGGAUGCUCGUCGUAAUGGCAACCGCGCUGCGCCACGCGUCCUCCGACACGAGUCUCGACUGCGAGGCGUCGUCGUCGUCGCCGCGGCAACCGGACGCCGAGCAUCGUCUCGCGGGUCGGCGAGACAAGCUGUGCCUCUCGGCAGAGUGUCUCAGCGUGUCGCCGCAGCAUCGAGGCGACGUCUCGCCCGUGAGCGGCACGGGCAGCGACUGUCUCACCGACCCGGGAUUGGUCUCGGCCGGCGGCGCCGGCGGCGGUGGGGACUUCCUGGAUCCCUCCCAGCUCCCGCGGGACAGGUCCCGGGGCAGACAAGCCUGCGCUCACAGCGGCGACUCUGCCGUUGACGUGUCGGCAGACUGCGAGCGUGAGGGCGCCACCGGCAGCACGUUCGGAACGUCGCCGUCGCUAGAGGAGGACCCAUGGAAUGCUGCGGCGUGCCGGGUGUCGCUAGAGGGCGCCGCUUCCCGAGUAUCGGCGGCCAUGUCGGGUCACGAAUCGCAGUGCGGUGGCAUCACAUCAGAGACCGCCGAAUUCGGUGCCACGGCGACCGUCGCCGUGCCGAUGAACCCCGCCUCCGCAAUGUGUUUCCCGGCAACAGACUCCUUAGCAACUGACGUGUUUGCGACGGACGACGCACGGACAGAACUCAGCGAAGGAAAGCCAGCGAGACGAAUCCUUGGAGCCCGUCCGGCUCCGCGCGCCGACUUUGCCGCCGCCACCGUCUUGCCAUCGGGAUCGCUCAGUCGGCACUCGAUAUCGCUGCCUGUCUCGAGCCCGGCGACCCCCGUCUCGCCUCAUCCUCUCGCGGGCAUCUUCGCGGUGCACAGGGUCGCCACGUUUCCGAGCGUCGUCAUCAGCGAUCACAGCACGGCCGACGACGGCGCGGCGUCCGCGAACUCUACCGGGUCAUCGGGGUCGUUCUCGUUCAACCUACACUCACCAGAGGGCAGCUUCUACAGGGAGAACCCGGCGAUGGAGAGGAAGCUGUCGACGGGGAGCACCUGUUCUGACACGUCUUCCAUUUCCUGCUUCUCCGGAGCGUCGUCGUUAGAGGAGGCUGAGGAGCGCAGCUCGUCACGGAGAAAGAAGAAGGUGUCCGGAUGGAGGAAAAUCCGCAACAUGGUGCAGUGGUCGCCCUUCAUCCAGUAUUACAAGAAGCAGAAGUAUCCGUGGGUGCAGCUUGCUGGACAUCAAGGUAAAGUGGCCGCCCGGAGUUGCGACCCUUCGUGCUACCCUAGGCGCUACAUGUGCAAACCACCAGGUGCUGCUAAAGCCCAGGUCCCGGCUGAUAAGAUGCGGCGGCCCGGCUAG